CUGCACUACGGGACCCUCCUGGGCAGCAGAGCUUGUGCCCACAUGGCAGCAGCUGCCUGGGCCAGUGCCUUUCUCCAUGCUCUGCUGCACACAGCCAAUACAUUUUCCCUGCCCCUGUGCCAUGGCAAUGCCCUGGGCCAGUUCUUCUGUGAAAUCCCACAGAUCCUCAAGCUCUCCUGCUCACACUCCUACCUCAGGGAACUUGGGCUCAUUGCUGUUAGUCUAUAUUUGGUGUUUUGCUGUUUUGUGUUCAUUGUUUUCUCCUAUGUGCAGAUCUUCAGGGUUGUGCUGAGGAUCCCCUCUGAGCAGGGAAGGCACAAGGCCUUUUCCACCUGCCUCCCUCACCUGGCUGUGAUCUCCCUUUUUGUUAUUACUGCCACAUUUACCCACAUGAAGCCCCCCUCCAUCUCCUCCCCAACCCUAGACAUGGUGGUUUCUGUUCUGUACUCAGUGAUCAUCAAUGCACAUAUUGAUAUCCACGCUGGCUGCCUCUGA
This is a messenger RNA of Cinclus cinclus, 495 nucleotides long. Its product is annotated as olfactory receptor 14J1-like. Gene Ontology annotation, molecular function: olfactory receptor activity. NCBI's taxonomy places the organism in Eukaryota, Metazoa, Chordata, Aves, Passeriformes, Cinclidae. The record is from RefSeq and is a predicted model, not a curated record. Gene Ontology annotation, biological process: G protein-coupled receptor signaling pathway. The annotation marks the transcript as partial. The transcript is spliced from 2 exons. Gene Ontology annotation, cellular component: membrane.